This is a messenger RNA of Misgurnus anguillicaudatus (oriental weatherfish), 2423 nucleotides long. RefSeq names its product TCL1 upstream neural differentiation-associated RNA (gene tunar). NCBI's taxonomy places the organism in Eukaryota, Metazoa, Chordata, Actinopteri, Cypriniformes, Cobitidae. The record is from RefSeq and is a predicted model, not a curated record.
UUAAAAGCGGAGAGAUUCGACUGUCUGAGACCAUCCCCCUCAUUAAGGCCGCUGUCAUAAACGCUUCUUGUCGUGAGGCAUUCCUGUAGCGGUCCUGAGACGGUUGCCAGGCAACCCGCUCUGCAUUGAAAUGCAAGAGAGAGGGAAUCAGGGGAUGCCGCCUGCCUCUGGAGCAUCACGUCGAGCGGUAAGACUCCCCCUCACAACGACCCACCGAAUACAAGCGCGGUCGAGACUUCACAUCAACAACAGCAGAUUUUUCAUCUCACUUUUCCUGCCGUCUUCCUCUCAGGCACGAUAUUUUUAUCGUUUUCGAGAUUCAGAACAAGGCCAGCAACUCUUUGGCAAGAUUUAUGAUUGAAGUUUAAGACACAGAAUUCAUCCUUCGGUCUUCCACAGGAAUAAAGGUCAUCUAGUUUGUUACUGGAUCUCUGCCUAAUUAAAAAGAGGAAGAUAAAACUUAACACUUGAUCUCACCACCUUCACUCUUUUGUUCAUUUUUGUCUCACAAGAGAAAGAGCAAGCAGAACUGAAAAGAAAAGAGACAGAGCAUUUUUCACAAGCAGCUGAACUCGGGAACAAGUGAGAUGAACGCGGGUAAGAAAACAUUAGGGAAACGACAAACGUCAGACGGCUGGAAAGCUGAAGCACGCUCCGUAAUUCUGGAAUUCCCUCUGAGCUAAAGGAUGUGGGGAUUCGACUUCUCGAUCAGUUUCCACGGAUGUCAGUGUGCUUCGGAAAGCCCAUCCAUCUCAUCAUGUCCAAUGCUAUGUUCUUCCUGAUGCUGUGCAAGAUUGGUGUGAAAGACAAACUGCAGACUUCUCCAAGGAAAAUGUUAAACACUGCUGUAAGUGAGGAAGAAAAGAGAAUUCAAGACAAGGAAAGCAAAGAGGAAUCCAUUCUGGCCAUGCUGGGAAUCAUCGGGACUAUCCUUAAUCUUGUCGUCAUCAUCUUUGUGUAUAUCUACACAACUCUGUAACAUCCUGAACACAAGGACUCACUUUCCUCAGAGAUACUGGAAUAUAUUUCAUGAGAGAUGCUGGCAUGGAAAAACCCGUCCGGUCCACCGGGAGAGCACAGGGAUGUGUGUCUGUGUCCCAGCACUCGGCGGCACAGAUCCCUCAUGGCUUCCCGUCAAACACAGAAAACAUUCAACUGUAAAUAUACAUAUUAAACUCAACAUAUUUCCAGAAGAUCAGGAUGUUUUUAUGCAUGAUGCACUUUUCAUUUCAACUUUUAAUUGGAAUUAAUCACUGACAUUUCUUACUCGAGAGUCGAACAUCUUCAGACAAUUAUUACAGUACUUCAUCUUUCAGAAUUUAUAAUGUUUUUUGUUCACAGUGUAUAUCUUCCCUCCUAAAUACCUUAUUAGACCUGAGCAUCCAUCUACUGUAGAUGUUUUGUCAUUAAUAAUGUUUUAAUAUACCCUUAAAUAAUACAUAUUUAUCUGUAAUGCCAUUUAUAUUCUUUGUAUGUCAUUCAGUGGUUUGGCUCAAAAUGUGUUGUAAAACUAAUUAAAAGUAGAUUUGGUGUUAUUAGAAAAAGUUUUACCUAGUUUAAACCCAUGCAUUGACCUUUUACCUAUAUAAAGUUUGUUUAGUAGUUUCUUUAGUAUUGAUGGUGCAGUAUAACAUGUAUUGAAAAUUAAUUUUAUAGUCAUUCUCCUUUAAAGAAUCGUAUAUCUUUUCAAAAUUAAAAUCCUCGGGAUUAAAAGGGUUAAGCAGACAGAUAGUUUAGCAUAAAUAUAAGCUGAACUGCCUUAUGAGAGAGCCCUCAAUAUAAAAAUGGGCCAUUUCAGACAAAACAUUUAUAAAAUAUCCUUUUGCAAAUGGAGGAAAAUUUGUGGUACAGUAAAUCUGCUUUAUGUAUAGAAUUUGUAAUUUGUCAUAGAUUCUCCUAAAUUUUUCCUAAUGCCAACGUGAAACUUGUAUUAACAUAAAAGCACAAGAGCUGCAGGAAUAUUAGCAGAAGAAAUGAAUGUACAUCAUAUAAAAUAUAUUUCUGAUAUGACAUCCAGCUGCGAAAUGCAUAAAGUGCCUGUUGUUUGCAAAAUAUUCCUCCAGUUAAGAUAAUCUUUCAAUAAAUAUUCAAAAUGUAUAAAAACUCUAAACAGGAUUUUCUUCAUUGCAGCGUAUGUAUUAAAUUAUAAACAUAAUGAGAACAGAAAUGAUGAGAAUGUAUUUAAAACUAUCAUCAGUGUUAAUCUUUCAUGUCUUUAAUUGGCUUUAAUGUUCAGUUUAAUGUUCAAUCAUGUGAAAUAAUAUUAAUAUGACAUAUGGUUGAAUUUAAUUGGUUACUGUAUAUAUUUAUUCCUACUGUAUAUUUGCAGACAGAAAGGUGAAUACUCCUUCGUAAUGGGGGAAUCUUGUCCGAAACUCUUUUUAUGUAUUUCAUGUAACACGUUUACUUCCUACUGCUGAUUU